UUGAUGUUGCAAAAUACGGAGAAGACUGUGAUGGCUUCAGUACAGGUAAACCUGCUCUUUCUUGCUUGUGCCGUCGUACUUCUGUAUGUAAGUGUUUCCCCGGUGGAAGCCGUACCAGCCCACUGUGAUAAUAAGUUCAUCACAAGAUACCACUACCAUACUAAUCAGUACUACACGGUAUACUACUCCACCUAUUACAGACGAUACUACCCUACCGAUAAUGGAUGCUGUGAAAAUGAAGUUCCAACGUGUAGAGAAACCAAUAUACAAACCUUUUAUAUCGAGACGCAUUAUUACGGCAAGAGAGACUUGUCUGCUAGAGAAGUGAGAAAUAAUAGAAGCUGAAUAUGGCUGUUGAACAAUUAUUUUUCUUAAAAUAAAACGCAUUUAUCAAACAAA
Magallana angulata is the source of this 399-nucleotide messenger RNA. RefSeq lists its product as uncharacterized. NCBI's taxonomy places the organism in Eukaryota, Metazoa, Mollusca, Bivalvia, Ostreida, Ostreidae. The record is from RefSeq and is a predicted model, not a curated record. The transcript has 5 exons. The coding region runs from base 4 to 345 and encodes 113 amino acids.